Messenger RNA from Ambispora leptoticha, 423 nucleotides. The record is from the annotation of a GenBank genome assembly. Lineage: Eukaryota; Fungi; Glomeromycota; Glomeromycetes; Archaeosporales; Ambisporaceae.
AUGUCCGUGCAAUCAACAACCGUUCUCCUGGCUUUUUAUCUUGUCACCAAGAUCGAAGACUGGACGUACACUAAUAUAAUGAAUUAUUAUCAAGAGAAAAAUGGCGAAAAGAAAACGAAGAAAUUGCUGGAUCGUAUAAACAAAGAUCUAAAAGUAAUAACAAAUCCUGGUUCUCAAUUUGAUAAAUCACGUAAAGACAAGGCUGAAGAAAUCCUUCGUAACUGGAAGGAAUGGAAAUCAUCAUCAAACAAAUUAGAUAUGUGUUUGAAUAUUCGACGUUUUCAUGUAGAACAGCUUGCAACCGGAGAUUCUGCAACCCAUAUCACCAAUAAUCAUUGUCGAGAUAUAAAAGUUGCACGCAAUAUGGCACAAGGAAUUGAAGAAGAUGGUAGAACUACUAUGACGAAUACCAAUACGGAGCUG